GUCCAUUGUCACCACCCAUGAAUGCUAUCUUCACUCUCUCAUGGACAUUCUUCUCUCUCUUCCCCUCUUUUCACCCACUCUGCAAAGCCCAAACUGAAUUAUUGUUCCACCACCAACAACAUAUCUCAAAACACAAACCUUACAAAGAGACAUUUGAUUCUCAGAACUUCUUCACUUUGUUUCAUUUCAUUGGCCACACAACACCCUCUUCCACAUUAUUUAGCUGAGCCUUCGCCUCCUUCAAAAAUCGAUUUUUCUUUUUUCUGGCAUUGCGAAUAAAUGUCCUGGUUCCAGUUCUCUGGUGAUGGAUUCGCUAAUAGAAUUUGAAGAUAUCAUGGAGCCUGAGGUACAUUCUAUUGACAACAGAUUGUAUUUUAUACAUUGAAGGAUUACGAUGCUGGGAUGUCUCUACACGGGGAUAAGGCAAAGCCAAAGACCUUUGCUGCACGUUUUGCGGCCACUGAUGGAUCUGAGGUCUUGAGUGUUGUAAUUCGGCCAUCCAAUCAACUCAAAAUCACUUUCUUGGAGGGGGUUCAACUUUAUACUCUGCCAGAACAAAUAAAGAUAAAAGAAGAGGAAGGCUUCAAAUUGCGUUCACUUGAUCAUGCUGCUCAUUGUUCUGAAACUUCUGUGUCAAUGUGGCGCAGCCUGCAAUUGGAUAUCACUAAGCAUCUUUGAGAUUCGAUCAUUAGCCACAAAUAUGGAACUUUAUGGAUCAGACUAUCCUAUAAUCAUUCAGCUUAGCCAAUGGUUAGCUUUUUUAUAGAUGUAACUCCUAAUACCGCCUGCUAAACAGCUUGUAGCGUAUAGAGUUUUAACAGAACUUGAACGAAGCUUGUUGUAAGUGGUCAUUCAUGUUCAAAUGAUUUUGAGAAGUUCCUUCAAUUUUCUAA
Messenger RNA from Mangifera indica (mango), 893 nucleotides. RefSeq lists its product as uncharacterized. Gene Ontology annotation, cellular component: chloroplast. The coding region runs from base 403 to 678 and encodes 91 amino acids. The transcript has 5 exons. The record is from RefSeq and is a predicted model, not a curated record. NCBI's taxonomy places the organism in Eukaryota, Viridiplantae, Streptophyta, Magnoliopsida, Sapindales, Anacardiaceae.